CGGCUCCGUUUCCACUCCCUCGACCCCUCCCCUGCCGCAGGAGUCGGCCUCUGGGGCCGCAAAGCCGGCUUCUAGACCGUGAAGGAGGCUUUCGGUUGCAGAUCCCUCUGGAUAAGUUGACAGAGCUGAACUGACGAACCAAACGUUCCUGCUAAAUUCCAUAGUCUGCAACCUAACUUCGUCGAUUGUGAACUAUCAGAGUACAAUAAUUCCGACCCAUGGGGAGCUUUGUGGGGUUGCUGAGCGUUGACCAAGGUCCAAGCAUGGAGCUCUUUGGAAUCUAGUUGUGGCUUGGCUUAUUUCCAUGGCCUGCAUAGGUUCCCCACACUGAUACAGUGAUACACUCUAGAUAUGGCCUUGCACCUCCAUGCCAGAAAUCCAGAGUUUUCAUAUCAAUAAAAGAGUUGCCUACCCUCAGCUUUCAUUUCUUUGUACCACUACAAGGCCGCGUGACAUGUGUGAGGUUCCUGUGUUCGAACACUGCAGGCUGAGCCAUCAGUGUGCUGUGUAGGGUCGGUCAUUCAGCUGUCUCUUUCAUAGUAUUGUUAGGCUCCAGUCACUUCACAAAAUCAGGCUGGUAUUUUUUGGCGAGCCGGUUAAAACUUGAACGCUGAGCAAAAACGGCACGUUUGCAAGCUGAGCCCCGGCCAUCGCUCCUACCACAAUAUCUUGCCAACGAAAAGACUGCAGCUAUAUGUACAGCGUGCAGCGAAGACAACAAAAUAGUACAGAUGGGCCUGGUCCUGGUGCUCCGCUGAUGCCCCUCCUCUGGUGCUCACCACCCAGUCCGACAUCGCCAUGUGAUGGCCGAACAGCACUACGUGCCCAGAACUGGCCUUGAUUCCUUUUACCAAGCCUUGCUCUGCGUCCUGAUCAAGUCAUCAGAAACAGUCCUGCAGAGUAGAUUAUCUUGAUUUGCCCUUCAAAUCUUGGUUCUGAGUUUCUGACCUCUGUUUAAAAAAAAUUAGGUGCCGUGCUGGUGCUGCUGAGUGAGGUUUACGGUUUAGGGUUUACCCUGCGGUGUUCUCUGACCCUAUGUUAGUUUGAGGAUGAAACUGUUUUAAACUGACGACGGGCGUCGACAGAUUCAACAGGCCGAACUGUUAUUUAUUGUUAUUUGCGAAAAUCAUAAAGCGCAGCGACAGAUUCUUCGCAGUUUUUGGUGGCCACUGCGUAAAAGACAGAUCGGUCUCAGGGGGAGUCGUCGGGCGUUCCACGCUGAAAUCUGGAAUGAAAAGACUAAGCUCAUAUAUUGGGAGGGCCGCAGCAGAAAAUGGGCUCUGUCGGCCGGGAGUCUCUCCAGAUCGGCUGGCCACUCCUGUCUGCCCCCACCGUUAUCUUGGACUUGCCAGCCUCGCUGUGCUUUGCCUCCCCCCCAUCGUCCUCAUGGGAAUUUUAAAGGGAAGCGCCUGCUAGCAGCCACCUCUCCCUGCCGCAGCUAGUCAGCAUCUUCAGUCUUGCACUCCCCCCUCUGCAAGGAAGCGAGCUGCGCGCGCGAUGCCCCAGGUGGACCUGGAGAGCCUGGUGUGCGGCGUGUCGGGCGCCGGCGCCGGCGCUGGUGACAGGAAGGUGUCGUGCGAGACGGUCAUCGCGGGGGGCAGCGGGGACGCCUCGCCGCCGCCGGACCCGGACUUGCCGCCCGAGUCGAUAACCAUCCCCAUCGGCGACGACGCGGCGUUCUCGGAGCUGAACCCGAUAUACGAGCGGGACGACUCCACCAAGGGCAGCACCAACCCCAAGUUCGCGGCCGCCGCCGCCGUGGCCAACCCCGUCGCGGCCAAGACGCGGUCCAACUCCACGCGCGUCGCGGGCGCCCCGCCGCCCCCCGCGGCCGGCACCACGUUCUUCGGCCUCCCGGCGAGGAUCCGCCCGACCUUCACCCGGCGCCGCCCGUCGCAGGGCCGGAUCUUGCACGGCAAGCGCGCGGGCGGCGGCGGCGGCGGCGGCGGCGAGGUGGAGCCGCGGUCGCCCAAGGUGUCCUGCAUUGGCAAGGUCCUGUCCGACCGGGAGCGGCACGGACGGCGCCGGCGCGGGUGGUGGUACGGCGUGGCCGCCAUGUUCCGGUGCGACGGCUGCGCCCGUGUGCCCGGCGGCGCGUCCAGGAAGAAGGUGGCGCUGGAGGACGAUGCCGGGCGGCGGCGGCAGCAGCAGCAGCAGCCGGGCGGCAUUGCGGGAAUGCGGAGGUUCAAGUCCGGGAGAAGAGCCGCAUCGUGGGGAGACGAGGCGCUGGCCGCGGCGGCGACGGGGGCCGACCCGGACGAGGGGGAGGAGGAGGAGGAACCCGACAGCAAGGACGCUGUGCAGUGGUCCCGGCGGCCGGUAACUUAGGUUGCGGUGAGGGCGGGAAACGAUUGGGCGCCGCUGGGGUGGGCCCGCUGUAAGUGACUGCCGUGGUCGCCGAUAGGUGAGCCCGAGGCGUCUCGAGCAGCACGGUCGGCUUUGGCUGGCUGGCUGGUCGCCGCUCGAUGGCGAUCGUAGACUGGCCUGGCCUCCUAGAACUGCGAGUUUUGGAGUUCGGUGGAUUGUUUCUGCGUGGAAUUACGCAACCCAUUUGGAAGAGCUUGUUUGUUGAAACUUGAGCUCCUCGGCAGCGGCGGCCUACCGCUGUGUACAUAGCAGUGUUCUACUGCCUCAAGCAAUAACAGGAGCGCAUAAUGUGCAGUCCGCCAUUCGCCUGUCU
This is a messenger RNA of Zea mays, 2680 nucleotides long. RefSeq lists its product as uncharacterized. The record is from RefSeq and is a predicted model, not a curated record. The transcript is spliced from 4 exons. The coding region runs from base 1498 to 2328 and encodes 276 amino acids. NCBI's taxonomy places the organism in Eukaryota, Viridiplantae, Streptophyta, Magnoliopsida, Poales, Poaceae.